Molecule: messenger RNA, 897 nt
Organism: Sphaerodactylus townsendi
Lineage: Eukaryota; Metazoa; Chordata; Lepidosauria; Squamata; Sphaerodactylidae
Gene: ECI2
Product: enoyl-CoA delta isomerase 2
Exons: 8
Coding region: 1-897 (298 amino acids)
Source: RefSeq, a predicted model, not a curated record
AUGAAGCACCUGGAAAAUGAAAUUAAGGCACAAUGCCACAACAGAUCACUAAACAAGAAUGCAAUCGGCCCUGCAUCGGCAGACACCCACCCCACCCUGGCUUCUGUUGAUUCUCCCAUCAAUGAAGUGGUCGGCAAAUAUAAGACCAUUCUUGUUACCACAGAAGAUAAGAUCACAAAGAUAAUGCUGAAUCGUUUGGACAAGAAAAAUGCUAUCAAUCUUGUGAUGUAUGAAGAAAUUAUGCAAGCUCUUGAUAAGGCCUCCAAGGAUGAUUGUACUCUAACUGUUAUAACAGGACGUGGUGAUUACUUCAGUAGUGGGAAUGAUUUCAACAGUUUUGCUGAAAAUGUAGAUGAGAUAAUGAAAGAUGGUGGAAAGUUGCUGGCGAAAUUUGUCCAUUGUUUUGUAGACUUUCCUAAACCACUGGUAGCCCUGGUAAAUGGUCCUGCUAUUGGUAUUGCAGCUACUCUUCUUGGACUAUGUGAUCUUGUGUAUGCUACCAAUAAGGCCACAAUUCAAACUCCUUUUAGCCAGCUGGGAGUGAGUCCAGAAGGUUGCUCAUCUUAUACCUUCCCUAAGUUAAUGGGACCUGCAAAGGCAAAUGAGAUGCUUCUUUUCAACAAGAAAAUUACUGCAGAGGAAGCGUGUACCAAGGGACUUGUGACUGAAGUUUUUGCUGACAGCACUUUUCAGAGCGACGUUUGGACAAGGCUGAAAGCAUACGCAAAUCUUCCUAAAAAUUCUCUAGCCAUCUCCAAACAGUUAAUAAGAAGUAUGGAAAAAGAACUCCUGCGUGCAGUCAGUUUGCAGGAGAGUAAGCUGCUUGUGGAAAGAUGCAUUUCAGAUGAGGGGCUGAAUGGCGUCCAAAGCUUUUUCCAGAAGAAGUCAAAGCUGUGA